Aspergillus saccharolyticus JOP 1030-1 is the source of this 940-nucleotide messenger RNA. It is a transcript of the gene rhbA, whose product is annotated as Rheb family small GTPase rhbA. Bases 206 to 769 code for a protein of 187 amino acids. The record is from RefSeq and is a predicted model, not a curated record. Gene Ontology annotation, biological process: small GTPase-mediated signal transduction. Gene Ontology annotation, molecular function: GDP binding; GTPase activity; GTP binding. Gene Ontology annotation, cellular component: plasma membrane. The transcript is spliced from 4 exons. NCBI's taxonomy places the organism in Eukaryota, Fungi, Ascomycota, Eurotiomycetes, Eurotiales, Aspergillaceae.
UUCAAAUGCCCCGAAUUCCGUCUUAUGAUGAAGGCGGUUGGGACAACAAGAAUUUAUAGUUUCUAUCUUCAUAUUAAUUUGUCUUGACCAUUCAUAUUUCACAAAGCUGUGUUUCAGAGCGAACCAGCACCAAUAACCAAAUCUCGCUGUGUCAGUAUACAGCUUGGUCGAUAGGCGCUGAUCAGCGUUGCUACUCAAAGGGAAGAUGCCUAGUGCUCCAAAACAGCGGAAGAUAGCUAUUGUUGGCAGUCGCUCUGUGGGUAAAUCUUCUCUUACAGUUCGAUUCGUUGAACAUCAUUUCGUAGAAAGCUACUACCCAACGAUUGAAAACACAUUCAGUCGCAUCAUCAAAUACAAUGGACAAGAUUUCGCAACUGAAAUCGUCGACACAGCUGGUCAAGACGAAUACAGCAUACUGAAUUCAAAGCAUUUUAUUGGAAUCCAUGGAUACAUUAUUGUUUACUCGGUGUCAUCUCGUCAAUCAUUCGAAAUGGUUAGGGUCAUUAGAGAUAAGAUUCUGAACCAUCUGGGCGCUGACCACGUGCCUCUUGUGAUUGUCGGGAACAAAAGUGAUCUCAAAUCAGAGCAGCGGCAGGUACCACUAGAUGAAGGUCGGCAGCUGGCUGAAGAGUUUCAUUGUGCAUUCACUGAGGCUAGUGCUCGCCUUGAUUACAAUGUCGCAAAAGCCUUCGACUUGAUAAUCGGCGAGAUUGAAAAGUCUCAGAAUCCGUCUCAACCUCCCGGGGGUAACAAAUGUUCUGUAAUGUGAUUUUUCUCAAUGUCACUGGGUAUAAUCGUGCUGUAAUAUCUCUAGGUGAGCUUCUGGAUUUGGUUACACCAAACUACCUACAAAGCCUCGCUUUGUCCUAUUAGUGUGGUGAUUUUGGUCCUUUUAAUAGUUCAGGCGACAAGGAACUUGUUAGUGUGUCGAUAGUACCAC